Messenger RNA from Mya arenaria, 1945 nucleotides. Its product is annotated as collagen alpha-1(XII) chain-like. The transcript is spliced from 15 exons. The record is from RefSeq and is a predicted model, not a curated record. Bases 1 to 1440 code for a protein of 479 amino acids. NCBI's taxonomy places the organism in Eukaryota, Metazoa, Mollusca, Bivalvia, Myida, Myidae.
AUGAUGAUGAUGAUGAUAAUUGCAAACAGUAAUGAGGUGGAGAAAGUUCCAGUCACUACUGCACGGUAUAUCACUCGUGCACGCAAUACAGAUCACACCGUCAUACCACUUGCUGUAGCUGGCCUUGCUGGUCCAGAUGCUCGUAUUACAGAAUUGAAUCCUACACUGGCACCUGCUCCAGCCAAGUAUGUUGCCAUGGUUGGACUGGUUUUGAUUGCACAGAACCGGUGUGUUCUCCUUCAUGCCAACAUGGUGGCAGCUGCCUGCGAGGGGGUACCUUGUCAACAUGGCGGGACAUGCGUCUCCCAUAACAACUGCGCAUGUACAACAGGAUACACCGGAUCCAGCUGUAAUUCACCCAUAUGCACAGCACCGUGUCAAAAUGGCGGCUCCUGUGUUGCACCUGACACGUGUACGUGCCCACCAACACACGUGGGCCCAGUUUGCGAAACACGAAGAAUUGUUGCCGCAGUAACCGACUUCAUUGAUCAGUACAACGUGAGUGAUGUUGUUGCGGGGCACUUGGAACGGCUCCUCAGCAUCAGUGACACUAACCACGGUAACGAGAGUCUGUUGCAUUGUGUUGAUGAUUCCACCUGUACCGCGAUCGGCCACAAGAUCUGUGUUCCUCCUAUGAUCGAGCUGGGGCAGCAGCACUGUAGGAGUUUCUGCAAGUUCUGUAUCAGCAACUUCUUGGCUGAACCCGAUGCUUGCAUGAGUAACGCUGCUGACGUUGUUUUCGUCGUUGAUGCUUCGAGCAGUGUCGGAUUAAGUAACUUUGACAAGGUGAAGACGUUUCUAAAGAAUACAGUGAGUCACUUCAACAUUGACCAGAAGCACACAAGGGUCGCUCUUAUUGAGUUCAGCUCACAGGUGACUUUGAUGUUUCAUCUGAACGAUUUCACGGACAUUACCAACCUGAUGUCGGGUAUCGACAACAUGACAUACUCCGGUGGUGGAACAGUUACAUCGGAAGCCAUUGAAAUUAUGAGAGGGGUUGGGUUCGUAGGAGAGAGACCUAUGAUACCCGAUGUCGCAGUCAUCAUAACCGACGGUCUGUCUAAGUACCCGACACUGACCCGGCGUCAGGCCGACCACGCUAAGGACGAAGGAAUAACUAUGUUCGUCGUCGGCGUCGGCAACGAAACAGACCAUCAGGAAGUGCGUUAUAUGGCCAGUGAUGACAAUGACCUUUUCCAGGUGGACGAUUAUGACGAUCUUGAGGGCAUUCAUCUAGAUGUGGCGAAGGGUAUAUGUAAAGUGGUUCUGCCAUCGAAUCAUCACAGUCGCAAUCUGUCGACGCCGUCGCCCAUAUCGCACGAGUGUGUAGACAUGUUGCCAAAUUGCACGAGCACCCCCGCGACUCUUGCUCGGACUAUGAAGCCUACUCCCGGCACAACUGUCCCAAAACGUGCGGAUAUUGUCCUGGAGAGAACUUGACUGAGCCGGCGUGCGCGGACACAUUAGACAACUGUGAUGCCUUCGGCGCAGUUAUGUGCCUCCGGCCAAAAUACUUAGACUGGGUCAAUGACUACUGUAGGAAGACCUGUGGUGUCUGUGGAAGUAAAAAAGACCUAUGGACCACUGCUCCUGCCACAACCCCGACUACAGAGCACAUAGCAGCGCCUGUACGCUGUAAGGACGAAGUUCAAAACUGUCAGAAUUACGACGCAGAUCUCUGCACAAAUCCGGCGUACUCGAACUUCCGUCAGGUUUCCUGCAGAAAGUAUUGUGGCCUCUGUUAUGUGAAGCGUCAAAUACCCUCAAUCACUGUCAAUGGCCACAAGUGCCCAUCUUGGAGUCUACCCGAGGUGUGUACGUUGGAAGAACACCCAACCAAGUGCUGCCCGACCCCGAAAUGUCCCCAGGGCUACCGUCUUGGAGUCCGCAGGCAGUGACAUUUGAACGUGAACAUAACAUCGAAAUGCUGAUUGACUAAAUGCGU